This is a messenger RNA of Aspergillus terreus NIH2624, 1062 nucleotides long. Its product is annotated as putative integral membrane protein. Bases 1 to 1062 code for a protein of 353 amino acids. NCBI's taxonomy places the organism in Eukaryota, Fungi, Ascomycota, Eurotiomycetes, Eurotiales, Aspergillaceae. The record is from RefSeq and is a predicted model, not a curated record. The transcript is spliced from 4 exons.
AUGGCCUAUGUACCUCUACUUGGGCGUGAUGCCCCCGAGCCCUCAGAUUCCAUCGACGACACGGUGCAGAAAUGGAACAAGGCCACUCAAUCGUUGUGCAUCAUCUUCACGACUAUCUUCUUUAUCCUACGCGUAUACACUCGGACCUUUAUACUUAAUGGCUUCACGAAGGAGGACUGGUUUUGCUCCGGGGCUUGGCCAUCCAGACUAACUCCCCAGACCGUCUACGUGACAAUGGUCAUGUACGGACCGACGGCCUUCCUCACGAAAAUGUCCCUCCUCUGGAUCAUGACACGCGUAUUCAGCCCCUUUCGCAAAUCUGUCAUCUUCAUCUACGUCUUCCUCGCCCUCAUGCUCGCCUACUACAUCCCCGCCGUCAUCGUCAAGAUCCGCAUCUGCAGCCCCAUCUCCAAAUUCUGGGACACCGACACGCCAGGCACCUGCCUGGGUCAGUCCUCCAUCAUCAUGGCCGACGCCGUCGUCAGCGUCGUCAGUGACAUGAUCGUCCUCAUCCUGCCCCUGCCGCUGACCCUCGGCCUACAACUCCCGACAAAGAAGAAAAUGCGCGUCAUGGCGAUCCUCGGCGCCGGCGGACUCGCCUGUGCCUCGAGUAUCAUCCGUUUGGUGCUCAUCGUGUUCACCGGGCAGUCGGCCGACGGGACCUGGGCGUUUAUGCGCAUCAACAUGUUCGGAAAUGCCGAGAUCGCCAUCGGCGUCAUCUGCGCCUGCCUCCCCGCGCUGUCCGCCCUCAUCUCCCGCACCUACAAGGAAUACUCGAGCAACAAGUACACGGGCAACACGGACUACGAGCUGCGGAAAUACGCGCACCCGAGCCGGAAUACGCAGACGCAAAAGUCCAACAGGAGCAGAAGCCGGAUGAGCUUUUUCGAGCCCGGGUCGGACCAGGAUAUCCUCGUGCAGAAUGUGCAGAGCGAGCCGAAGGUCGAGACCACCGUACAGCAGAGCCCGUCGCACCAGCGGCGGGCGCCGGGCUUUGGGAUCAUGAAGACGGUCAAUGUGACGACGGAGGUUUCGUCUGCGAGGGGCCAUCCUCAUGAGUGA